This is a messenger RNA of Gadus macrocephalus (Pacific cod), 3234 nucleotides long. It is a transcript of the gene phf13, whose product is annotated as PHD finger protein 13. Bases 332 to 1336 code for a protein of 334 amino acids. Gene Ontology annotation, biological process: mitotic chromosome condensation. Gene Ontology annotation, molecular function: chromatin binding. Lineage: Eukaryota; Metazoa; Chordata; Actinopteri; Gadiformes; Gadidae. The record is from RefSeq and is a predicted model, not a curated record. The transcript has 5 exons.
CGUUUCCGUCACUCGUCUACAGACUACGGAUUCAGCGGAAUAUCCAGCAGCAGCUGACGGACAUUCACAUCGAGAUAAUGCGGGAUCGACAGCUGUCCUUGUCACUUCAUGUUUUGUUUUAUAAUAGUUUUUUUGCAACUUAGGCCGAUUGCAUGCCCAGUUAGAAUAUACGUAAUGCCAUACUUCGUCCUGUUGGCAAACUAAACACUGCCGCUUGAGUUGAGCUAGCGUUAGCAUUGACGGACCACCACAGGCUAGCGGUAACUCUCUAGUGUUUACUAUUGUCCUGACUUCAAACGGUGAUAACAGCGUGGGGGAUCACUUUGUCAAGAUGGGUGAUGUUACCCCAACGACAUCGCAUGCCUUCAAGUCUGAGGAAUUCAGUCCGCCAUUCAGAAGGAGACGGACAGUCGAGGAUUUUAACAAGUUCUGCACUUUUGUCCUGGCCUAUGCCGGAUACAUCCCAUAUCCACAAGAGGAACCUUCUCUUCGCAGCAGUUCCAGCCCCCCCAACAGCACCGGCAGCACAGUGGACAGCGACGGUUGGACCCCCGGCCCCCCGUCUGCCUCAUGCCCUCAGCGCCCACCCAAAGCCCCCCAGGACAGGAGCAGGAAGCCCCCUCAUCCAGGAGCAGCCUCAGAUAGCCACACGAGAAAAGAGCAUGUGCUCGGUGGGCUUCACUCGGACGAGCGCAGAAAGGCGGACAAACUGAAGAAGAAGAAGAGGAACAGGAAGAAGGAGUGGCUGGGCCAGGCCAGGGAGUCGAGUGGCCCCCUGCUGCAUGCCCCGGCGCUGCACGCCCCACUGCUCCACUACCCGCCCCCUCUCGGCGCCCACGCCAUCAAGGAGGAGCCCGAGGACGACAUCACCAUCCCUCUGCGUCCUCCCCACGCACCGCGGCUGCCCAGCCCGCCACACUGCAAGCAGGAGCCCACAGAGGAGGAGCGCUGCUGGGACGGGCGGAACCUGCAGGAGAGCCCCGUGAAGAUGGAGACGGCGGAGCCCUCCCCGGGGAGCCGAACGGUCUUCCGCCAGGGGAAGCAGGUGGUUUUCCGAGAUGAAGACGGAUCGGGGGAGGACGAGGACAUCAUGGUCGACUCGGAUGACGACUCGUGGGACCUGGUCACCUGCUUCUGCAUGAAGCCCUUCGCCGGCCGAGCCAUGAUCGAGUGCAACACGUGCAACACCUGGAUCCACCUGUCCUGUGCCAAGAUCCGCAAGAGCCACGUGCCCGAGACGUACAUGUGUCAGAGCUGCAGGGACACGCACGGCACGCUGGACGCGCGGCGCUCCCACCGCUCGCGUAUCGGGCCUCGGAAACACCUGCUAGAUUAAUCCUCCACCGGGUUGACCCCUGAACAAUGACCUAUGACCCAUCCACUCUCUCGUCCACAACAGUUCCUGUUAACGUGGGAACCGACCUCCGUCGUGGCCCCCAGUCCUGUUCCUGAUUUUCUAUUAUAUAUAUAUAUAUACUUAAACUUGCCGUGGACCUAUUUGACAGUUGAACGAUGUGGCAGACUUGCUACCCUGUGCGUACGGCAAUCACUGAAAAGUCUGUAAGCGUAGCUGCAUUGCUAACGUUUUGGACUUGUGCGUCUCGUGAACACUGGAACUGCCAUAUAUGAUGCCCUUAUAACUGCCACCUGCCUCGGUGCAUGCUGGGAAUUUUAGGUUAGAGGUUUUGCACUUUUUUUUAUCUUUAAGGUGUGUCUUUUCAAUGCAUACAGUGAUUUAGGUCCUCUAGCACUCGUUAAAUAAAGUGAAAUAUCUCUAAUGUGUGAGCUGGUUCUGCAAUAUGGCAGUGUAAUCCAACCGGACAAGGAGACAUAGCCAUCCCAUUCCUUUUUUUUUUUUUUUUUUUACUAUUGUCAACACUGUUAAGAAUAUCAGAGGCUCCUGGUCAACACUUCUGGAGUGAGUGCUUGUACAGUCUACCUUCCGAAAUCACUGGGUUCCCCUUGCUGCCUCGGCCUCUACACACACACAUAAACUUGCGAUUAGGUAGUCCCUCUGGCAUACUGUAAUUUUUUUUCAAUACCAUUUGGUUAUCUGGGAUCUGGAAAAAAUUAGGAUUCUUGUUUUGAAAAAAUGUAUAGACUAGGUUUCACAUUGGGUAAUCCUAUUUGGUGGUUGAAGGCCUGCCGUUGCCUCCGGCUGACCUUGAAUGUUUUAGCACAAACCUGUUGAGACAUUGGUUCUUUAUAAACACAGCUUGUGCGCACACUUGAGAAAUAAUUGGUUUGUGUGUAGUUGACUAGUUUUUGUUUUAAUGUCCAUUUGCAGAAAAGGGUCUAUAUGACUAUGUCCCUGUGUUUAAAGGGAUGGUUUCAAGGAGAUGUUCUCAUUCAGCCUAACAGAAUGGUUCAGAAAGGGAGGCUCUUUCUGGGGAACAGGGGACACGGUGUGUGUGUGUGUGGCUGACGGAAAUGAGGGGUGUAUAAUACAUCAGUAAUGCAUGUGCUACGAUCCGUCAACCUUUUUUAUCUAGGUUUUCAGAAUGGGAGAUUAGGGUGUGGGGCAAGGAGGUCAUGCAGGUUCAGGAUCCAUUGCCCCCCCUAUCGUAUAACCCUCGACUCUACGCUAAUCAGUAUUCACUGUCCAUGUUUUGCCUGUUGGAUUUUUUUUGAAAGUCGAGAUUUUGACAAACUAUUUUAAGCAUUCUUUCAGUCCUGCUUUAUCCGUUUUCAUUUUCAGCCAGUUUGACUAUAGGCUACAUGUUGUAUCUGUCAAUAUAUAAGCCAUAGCUCACAGAGGUGAUUGUGACACAUUAGAUGCCAGUAUCUAGUAUCGGAGUUCACAAUGCAAGAUUGAUUUUUAUACAAAUAAUGACUCAAAGUCAAACUUUUUGACUUCAAGAACAAAUUUGGUUCAGUACCAAACUUUUCAAAGCUCUGCUUCUUCCUGAGUUUGAUUUUCCUGAUAUUUAUAAACACUUGCUAAUGGGACAUGCAAAGUUGUACAAAUUGUUUGACGCCUCAAAACACAAUUUGCAUGUUGUACUCAUUCGUAUCCAUUUUACUAUAUUUAAACAAAUUAGGGCUUUUCAAGAUUGAAUCUGGUCUGCAGGUGCAAAUGGAAGAGCGUAUUCUAUUAUGAUUGCUAUAAUUACAAAUAUUCGUUUCAAUUGUUCCUGAAUCUUUUCAUCCUAUUCUUGAGAAAGCUUUGUCUGUAGGCCUGUGGUGCAAACUGUUUCUGUGAAACUAUUGUAUAAUAAAGAGUUAGCGUUUUAA